Molecule: messenger RNA, 3798 nt
Organism: Amblyraja radiata (thorny skate)
Lineage: Eukaryota; Metazoa; Chordata; Chondrichthyes; Rajiformes; Rajidae
Product: zinc finger protein 271-like
Exons: 2
Coding region: 510-1664 (384 amino acids)
Biological process (GO): regulation of transcription by RNA polymerase II
Cellular component (GO): nucleus
Molecular function (GO): DNA-binding transcription factor activity, RNA polymerase II-specific; RNA polymerase II cis-regulatory region sequence-specific DNA binding
Source: RefSeq, a predicted model, not a curated record
CCGCUCCCCGAGCGCAGUGAUUGCGGAGACUAGAGGUGGACGUGACGUGACGGACACAGGCGUUGCUGGACAUUACAUUGCUGAAGCCCGCUGUCGGGUGGUGGAAGCAGACUUAAAAGACAAAGAGGAGAGAAUUGGUGCUGGAGUGGGAAAAUGGGAAAGACAAGUGAAUGUGAUAACUGGAUUAUUCUUUACAAAGGCCAACGUGGGCUCAGUGGAAAUAUGACCAACUGUGGUGUGAUGAUUCUAAACAAAAGCACAAGAUUUUGAUCUCUGGAGUUUGUGCUGCAGGUGAAACCCAGGAAUGGUAACAAUGGACUCUGGGACAUUUGAUCAUGACCAUGGUUCUCUUAUUGUAAAUACAUUGGGUUGAUGUUUGACUCUUCUGUGGAAUGUAAGGAGCAAGAGCAGGUAUAGCCCAUACAGACCUUGAUCCUGCUUAGCUACCGGCUAACAUAUGAAAGGCAGUAAUUGUGAUAUAUUUGUUUUAGGAAGUUGUAACAGUGCCGAUGGAGAACGCACAGCAGCCAGUUUCUUCUAUUCUUCUGUCUACUGAGAUGCUCCAAAAUGAGAUAAUAUCAAAGCUUUCCAAAGGGUCAGAACAUCGGCAACGUUCCCGAAAUGGACAGAAACUCUUCAUUUGUUCUGAGUGUGGCAAGAGCUUUAACAAAUAUUCACAUCUCAAACUCCACUUGCUGGUGCAUACAGGGGAAAAGCCCUUUAAAUGCCGCAUAUGUGAGAAGGACUUCAAUCACCCAUCCAGCCUUCGGAAACAUGAGAUCACGCACACAGGAGAGAAGCCAUUCAAAUGCUCUGACUGUGAAAAGAGUUUCAACGACUCGUCAAAUCUGUCCCGUCACAAACGCAUUCACAGUGGUGAGAAGCCAUUCAAAUGUAAUAUGUGUGAGAAAGAAUUCACUUAUUCACACCAUCUAUUGUCGCACCAGCGCACACAUACAGGAGAGAAGCCAUAUCAAUGCCCAACAUGUAAGAAAGAAUUCAGCCAAUCUUCCUCAUUAGUGAUGCACCAGCGAACGCAUGCUGACAAGCGACCCUAUAAGUGUGGCACCUGUGGGAAGAAGUUUCAGUUGUCACGCCAUUUGGCGAGUCAUUGUUGCACGCAUACAGGAGAAAAAGCACUGGAAUACAAGAAAGAGUUCAAGCGUGAUUCUAGUUUGGCAAAACAUAAGCGUCUCAUUAUAGGGGAGUUGCCAUCUAAAUGUACAUUUUGUAGCAAGAUGUUCCGUCUGUCACACAAUCUAAUGAACCAGAAGCAUAUACGCGCUGGUGAGAAGCCAUAUCAAUGCUCUGCAUGUCGGCUUAAGUUCAACCAGCGCUCGUCUCUAAUGAAGUAUCAGCACGGAAGGGAGAGAACACUAUUGUGUUCCGUUUGUGACAAAGGAUUCAAUGGGUCCAACACACUGGCACACCACAUCAUUGCUGGCAGCAGCCCACAUUGCACUGGUUGUGGAAAGAGUUUCAAGAACUCAACAAAUCACAUUCAGCACCAGGCUAUACGCAUGGAAGAACGCCCAUACAGACUUGCUGGGUACAGGAAGAGCUUCAAGCAUGCGUAUAAAGGGUGCACACAGUUUAUUGAGCCAUCGGAAGUUACACGCAGGCAGGACUCCAUCCAAAUGUACGAGAUGCAAGAAACCCUUUAAAACACCUUCCAACCUGUUGCAUCAGUUGCAUUUCACAGUACUUGAGAUCUUGUCAUCCAAUUUUCUCCCUGCACUUUCCAAUAAUUAUGAAUAAUAUCACCUAGAUGAGACAUUGGCUUUGAAUAUCCACAAUCUCCCUUCCUAAAACAGGAAUUGCAAUGUUUUUUUAUUGAGGAAGAUUUUGACCCACUGAAAAAUAUGAUGUGAGUAAGUUACGCAGGUACUUAUUUCAGUAUUGAUGACUUCUUUAGCAACUACCUGCAAAACUGGGACUGUUUUUGAUGUUGACUGUGGAUUUGUUAGCAAUCUAAUUUUCUGGUGUGCUCCAUGUCAUAGUCCAUGCUCUUAUAUGCCUUAUUUUGUUGCUCCAACAUACAGUCUUUAAUAGCGGCCUGCUGUUUUUGAGCUCAGGAGGUAUGCGCUGUCAGACAUUCAGCAAAUCCUGCAUCUCACCAGAUCUGCCUUUAAUCAUAGCUGAGACUUCAUGUGCAGAUGGACAUUCUGGACAUGAAGACUUUGGACAUAGACCUGAGUUACCAGAUCCUGCUCUCUUUUUUCUGCUCAGCCAUGAUGGAGUUGCUGGACUUCCACCCGAAAUUGAUGGAAAAUUCAGGGCCAAUGUUUGAACAUUUUGUUUCCAUGGAACCGGUAUUUAUACUGUAGAGGCAGUUCCUCCCCAUAUGACGUUUUCUUCAAAUUUAUUGUUUUCCUUUCAGGGAAUAUUGUUGAAAUAUGCAGGAAAGAACGUGGAGAAAUAAAGAAAAAAAUUAUCUUUGCAGAAUCUUCAUAAAGGAGUGUUGUCAGCAGUUCUAUUUCACUUACUGGUGCCAAUAUGCAAUAAGAAAAAUGAGGUGCCACAUUUUUAAUUUUGCCUUGUAUGAUGUGUGUUAAGUCAAACUUCUUAUCGGAUCAUGAACCAUAGGUGGUCUUUUUUAGUUUUAUGAAUAUCAAUGUUUUGAAAGCCAGACUUUAAUUUUGUUGUAUGACAGGAAUAUUUGUCAUAUACAUACACACACCAUCACAUUUUGAUGAGAUUCUUUCGAAACAUUGAGAAUUAGAAUUUUCGUUCUUCGCAUUUGAGUGAAAACAGCAAAGAAAAUAAAGUUAUAUAUCUAGAACAAGGUUCUACUCCUUUUCAGAGUGUGAUCCAAACCAUAGUUUGUUAAUUAUUGUUAAUUUAUGAUUACUUUGACUCACUUGGCAGAGUGACAGUUUAUUUCCAACUCUUUAACAAAACUUUUACCUUCCAAGAAGGACAAUGCUAAUUAUGAAGUAUCACUGCUUUAUUUAAGGAGCUGUGCAAUAAACUCCUGUCUUCCACAUUACACUUGAAAAUAUCUUGCCCAUUAGAGAUAUGAACAAUAUUCUAACAGAUUAAUACAAUUAAUUGUCAAUGUCUCCAUUCACAGCAUUAUGCCUACUAUAACAUAAUGAAACCCUACUAAAGACUCGCAUCUCACAGAGGGAUAAAUUCUGCCAUGUUUCUGAAAUUUGCAAACUUUUUAGUGAUGCCAUUUUGUUAUUAAUGUAUUUAUUCUUUCUUGUCCUCACUUAUUCGCAAACACCAAUAAUUUACAAACCUCCACCUUCUGCAGUUGCAUCCUUUUAUCAUGAUUUUGAUCUUGCCACAUAAUGCAUUUGGUCUUGAAACUCUCAUGGCAUCACUAAUUGCUGGAUGGUUUUGCCUUGUAUAGCUCUAGCCAAUCUUGGAAACAAAAGCUGUUUCAAAAACAGCACAUUGGAAAUGCUUACUCUACACGCCCCUCGCUAAAAUUGGUAUGACCAAUCCUUAAUCUCGGUUAUAAAAUUAGAAAAUGCUGGAAACACUCAGGUCAUGCAGUAUCUAUGGAAAGCAUAUUCACAUUUUGGAUUAAAGACCCUUCAUCAGAUCUGGGUACAGGAGGAAAAAAAAUGCUAUGGUCCGUUGGAUUAUUUUUUGUGGUCUUUGUAUGUUAUCUGAAAUGUUAUGUCUGCAAUAUGCCAACUGAGGCCAAAGCAGUAAUUUUGAAAGUUAUAGCAUGGUCUAUGGUUUUGCAUUUAUUCCUCUAUUAAUAAUAAACUCAUGUAAGCUACAUUCUUUAUUUUUGAUAACCAGAGCAAGUAAAGAGCAGUAAAGUUACUUUGUCGACUUUAA